GGUGGCCAGGGUGGGUAGGUCCCAGAAGCCGGGAGCGGAUCCCCACGCAGUGCUUGGACUCCUACGCGGUGCCCGAGGCUGGUUUCCCCUCCCGCCGCCCCUCCCCCUCCCCGCCCCUGGAGCCGCGGAGCGGCGACCCGAGCUCAGGGCUGGCGAUGGCGCGGGCGGCGGGCGCACGGGGCCGGGCUGCACGGUGCGGGCGCUGGCGGCGGGGCGCGCUCCUCGCCUUCGCCGCGUGGACCGCAGGCUGGGUGCUGGCAGCCGCGCUGCUGCUCCGCGCACACCCGAGCGUCCUCUCGGAGCGCUGCACGGACGAGAAGAGCCGGCGCAUCCUGGCUGCGCUGUGCCAGGACUACCGGGGUGGCUGGCUCACGGGAGCCUUGUGCGAGGACCUGUGUGUGGGCGGGGAGCUGCGGUACCAACGCUGCCUGUAUUACGAGCGUGGUAAGAAGGUGCUGCAGGCCCAGUGGCGCGGCCGGACUGUGGUCCUCAAAUCCAAGAGGGAGGCCUUCUCCAGUUUCCCGCCCCUCGCUCUACUGGAGGAGGAAGCAGGGCCAGGUGCCCCUGGCAUCCCUGAGGCUGAGCUGCUCCUGAUGGUGGCCGGUGAGGUCAAGAACACGCUAGGCUUGGAGCUGCCCAACAACAGCAUAGCCCCGCUGUGGCCUGCCAGGCAGGGCCCUGGCUGGCGGCAACAGCUGGCCAGUGCGUGGUCACUGCUCCAACAGGAAGAAUAUGUGUACUUCAGCCUGCUUCCAGAUCUGAGCCGCCACAUCCUACCGGUGCUGGGAUCCUGUGGUCACUUUUACGCAGUGGAGUACUUGGCUGCUGGUAGCCCUCACCACAAGGCUCUCUUCCCACUGGAUGAUGCUGGCCAAGCACAGGCUGUUAGCCACAUUGCCCUCAGCUUCCUGGACAUGGUGAGCCAUUUCGACAGUGACUUUUCCCACCGCCUCCACCUCUGUGAUGUCAAACCUGAGAACUUCGCCAUUAAGAGGGACUUCACGGUGGUAGCUAUUGACGUAGACAUGGCCUUUUUUGAGCCUAAAAUGAGGGAAAUCCUUGAGCAAAACUGCACAGGAGAUGAAGAUUGCAACUUCUUCGAUUGUUUCUCCAAGUGUGAUCUGCGAGUGAACAAGUGUGGAGCCCAGCGCGUCAACAGCAACCUGCAGGAGCCCGGCCAUCUCCCCCCAGCUUCGGCUGCAGCUACAGCGGGCCGUUCAGGAAUGUGCUCACCACGGGGGCUCCUCGGGGAAUUCCUGGACAGCCUCGUCCAGUGUGUACUGGAAGCUUCGAUGGCUCUUGCAGGCCACUCUGAAAGAACUGCAGGAGGCGGAGAAGUAGCCUCUCUCGCCUUUGUCAUCAAGAGUGGACAAAGGAAGCGACCUUCUAGGGACUCCCGCUGUAGUUGCUAUGCAAAUGAGCAGUCUGUCUGUCGGAGCCUCUGGGGCGCUCUUCUGAAGAGUGCAGCUGAACUCCCCUCCUGUGGCUGUGACUGGACCUCUCUUGCUGCUGCUCACUUUGGUUCAAUCUGGUUUCGUGGGGACUUCUGGCCUGUCACUCCCUCAGCAGGGACCAAAGGGAGGAGUUUCAUUAGAGUUCAUUCAGGAUGGAACCCUCUGAGGACUGUACACAUACCUUGCCAUUAGAGACAAGAGGCAGCUGCUCUUCCUUGAUAGCCACUAGCAAGCUAAAGCAUGGCUGUGGGCAUACAGAUGAAUAUGUUUGCGAAUAAUUGUGUGCAUAUGUGUGCACCCAUGAGAGUAUGAGUGGGUUUGUAUAUAUGAAUGUAGAUUGUAUAUACAUGAGUAUGUUGUGUGUAAAUACACAUGGGACUGUGUGUGUGAGUGGUAUUGCACAUGUUCUCAUAAUUAUGAGUGUUCCUGCACGAGUGCAUGCAUACACGUGUGUGUGUGUGUGUGUGUGUGUGUGUGUGUGUGUGUAUGCACACUCACAUGCCCAUGAACUGGUUAUUGUGCCUGUGAGUCCGUGCUCAUGGAUGAAUCAGUGUGAGUCCACCCAGAAGUGCAUGCAUGUGUACAUCCAGAGGUGCAUGCAUGUGUACAUCCAGAGGUGAGUAAGUGGGUGGGCACUGGGAGCCCGUGUGGACGGGCGGCUUUACAACAUGUCCCUAGGACUCUUGCCUAGCUGGCAAAGACACGUUAAUUUUUUUCUGGAAUGAAAUGCAAUAAAACGUUGUGUCCUUAGGGACAUGAUCUGCUUUGGGGAGUAUGUGGUGUGGCAGCUUUUAGUGCUUUUCAUUUUGUGGAAUUUUAGGGAGCACUUUCCCAUGCAUCGUCUCAGUGCAGUCUUCCUUUGGAGCGGGACCGAGUGUCUGUGGAAUGCAGUGUGUCUUACAGCGAUGGAGACAGUUCAUGUAAAGUGCUGGGAUGGGCUCUGACCACAGUCAGAACUGUGGAGCAGCUCAUCUCUGUGGACCGAUUGAAGACCCAGCCGCGGGCAUCGGACUACACUGUGGUGCCAUGUGCUCCUUGUGGACGUUUGUUCACCAUCUUCUCCAAUGGCAGACUUGCACGAAGCCAGCCAAACUACUUGGCUCCCCUACAGAAAGUGAAACCAGCAAGCCUGAUGCUCACUGUCUAGCUUCUGCUCAGAACAGGGACCAAAAACUCUACUAGUCUCAGGGAAGAGGACUCAAGAAUGAUGGGAUGUCUUGAAGAUUGGAAAGGGGUGCUAGUGGCUUACUAGGAGAAUAAAACAUUUGGAGUUUAAAACAUGCAUAGGAUGACAGAGCCUCAUCUUUUCUCUUCAUAUAAGACCUUUCUAACCCCAGAGAACUGCCCCUUUAACACCUGUGGAUGCACUUCUCAGGGCUGUGCACGCAGGCACAGUAAGUGCCUUACUCUGAGCAGUGGCACUAGGGCUUGGAGGAGAGUCAGCCGGAGGUCACACCAGUCCUGAAGGUCAGAGAUGUCUUUUUCCUGCCAUCCCCGUCCUCUCAUCCCACCCACCAGCACUUUGCCAGAUAAGGCUGACUUUCUUAAAGGCUUUCAUCCAUCCUGUACCAGAAGACUUGCAUUCUGUUUCUGUUCUUUGAUUGGAGCCUGUGCAGGUCACUCUGCCAGAAGUAAGCGAAAGCCCACGUAGGUGCCCCCUGUCUAGGCUAGCAGUGUCUCACAGCUAGUAACAUGGCCUGGCCUGGAGAGCAAGGCUCUCAUUUCCCAGGCCAGGGACAGAGGCAGCUGCUUCUCCUCAGGGCAGGUUCCACCGGGAGUGGAAGAGUCACCUGGAGGAAGGUGGAUGGUCUAGGAAGAAGGUGGGUAUGAAAUAGCCCGCAACUUUUCUGCCUCUGCACUGGGAGUCAAAUGACAGCCCUUCCUUAGGAGCCCCCAGGCUACUGACCAGCCGCAAACAAUUGUUUUGUUUACCAUGGAGACUGUGCAGUGAGUACAAGAUCAUCCAACACAGUAGCAUCCCUUUCUGCACGUUUUUUGGCUACCCAUUUACACACACACACAAACACACACUCACCCACUUACUCACUCACACACACACUCACACUCACACACAUUCACUCACACACACACACACUCACUCACACACACAUACACUCUCUUUGCCUAAGGAUUUAUUUUAAGACAGUGGUUCUUAAACUGUGGUGAAAUUCACUUUUUAAAAAUGUUUAAGCCUUUUUCAAAAUACUGCUUUUAUAUAAUAUAAUAAAUGGACAUGGUAUUAUCAGUA
This is a messenger RNA of Mastomys coucha (southern multimammate mouse), 3702 nucleotides long. It is a transcript of the gene Dipk1c, whose product is annotated as divergent protein kinase domain 1C. The coding region runs from base 156 to 1646 and encodes 496 amino acids. The record is from RefSeq and is a predicted model, not a curated record. The transcript is spliced from 4 exons. Lineage: Eukaryota; Metazoa; Chordata; Mammalia; Rodentia; Muridae.